AUGGACACUACAACUGAAUUUCUUACUGCUUUCUAUUCCCAGAAAUUUUCCUCGUUUGAAGAAUUUUAUAGUAAAUUGAAGGACUUCGAGAAGCAUUGCAACGCCUCGGCGGAAUCAAAGGUUAGAGCUUAUCACAAUAUUAAUAUUAUUGAUAUUAGGCACUCUAGAGGCUCAUGUGGGUCUAGAAUUAGCCUUUCAGCCAUGAGUGGUAAAUUAUGGAUCACGAAAUACCAUAUGAUUCAUAACCAUCCUCCUUUACCUGAAACUGCGAAGAUUGACCAAAGUGUUCGUAGACUCCAAGUGCAGGAGCCAGGCAAGGAUGAACUCGUUAUCAGUGAUGACGUGCAGUUAGUUCUGGAUGAUAUCGUUGACCAGCUACCUAAUCAUAAUGCGUCACUGGAAUCUAUGAGAGGCUCACCAAAUAAGUCCCAAUCUGCAUCCAGACCGGUGCUGGAGCGUAAAGCUGCCGCAAGGGAUCGUCUGGCUGCCAGAACAAAAAAGGCCCGUGGCUUGAAGUUAGCUCCCUGUCUUCGUCGCUUAGCUGAAUUGGCUUCAGCAGGAACUGGCCAAGAAUUCCACAAACAUCUUGACGAACUCGAAGCUCUCGUAGAUAUAUGGAAACGUGGCGACAAUUCAUCCUUAGUCUCGGGACACUCGGGAAGUUCUAGCAGUGUGCGCACCGAGUCCCACCCCGUAACUCCUUCUCCCACCGAUUCCCUUGCAAUCGCAAAAGCUGUCGAAAACCUUUUUCGAAAGCAAAAGGCUCUGGAAAGUUCAAAUGUUCUUACUCCUUUGAGCGCCAAGGGUCAAGUUCGCUCCCAGAACGACCCCCAAAUAUUGACUCCACUUGUUGCUGCCAAUACCGUGUCUGUUAUUCAAACUCCUACACAGCCGGUUGUUCUAAAGCAAGCUCUUGGCUCUCAGUCUGGUGCCUUUAUUAGCGGUUCAGGCGUCGUGACUGUCCCCUCUGGCGGUGUUGCCACCCUCUCAAAGGACGUAGUGUUAGCUGAUGCUGGUGGCGGUCAGCUGCAUCUAAUAAACAGCGCCUCAAUUGUUUCGUCAACUGGCCAAAAAAACGACAAUGGCGUGACCGAUGGACAGCACAUAUUAGGUUAUGUCAUUCAACCCAUGCCUGCACUUUCGUCUGGUGGACAAACGCUGCUCCCUUCUACAGCUGUGGUAGCGCCAACGAAUUUCGUUCCCAUUGCUCCCAAACUCCCAAUCAGCGAUUCGCCCGGUCAGGCAUUUCAGCCCAUCCCUCCACCACCUCCCAAAGCAGUGCGACCGCCAAUGCCAGUUUGCAAACCAAAAGUUGUGAAGCCCAGAGGGCGUCAACCGAAAGGGAAAUCACCACUGAGGGAAAGCCUGAUCGCACCAUGCGAUGGGCUCUCGGUGACACCAUUUGAGGAUGAUGACAGCGAGCCCAAACCUUGGACCCCAAUGAUUAUGGAAGGGGAUUCGUGUUCGUAUUUCCUGUUUGUCGAGGAUGCAAAUUACUACUAUUCGCCCGAGGAGGAUGCUUGGCUACCUGCCGAUCAACAAACCAUGGCGGUCGAUACGUAA
Messenger RNA from Mesocestoides corti, 1563 nucleotides. NCBI's taxonomy places the organism in Eukaryota, Metazoa, Platyhelminthes, Cestoda, Cyclophyllidea, Mesocestoididae. The record is from the annotation of a GenBank genome assembly.